AUGCUGAAGGAUGCCGGUGGCGUCAUCUCCACGAGUAGGUCUAUGUUGGCCAGACGGAACGCUGGCGCCGAGCGCUGGCUGGCCAACCUGGUCCGGGCACUCACAAAGCUGGAGCUGGAGAGUGUCCGCCCGAGCCUGCCACUGAUGGGCGCCACCAGAGCCGCUGCGUUGACCAAGAUCCGCAGUCCCACUGCACAGAACACCGCAUGGUGGCCGACGCGCCCCGGCUACAUCGACGCGUCGCUGCUGUCUGCGACUACGGAGCAAGCCGGCGAAAAGAUUCGUGAAUGCACUGCGUUCGACCUGUCCAUCCUGGUUUGGGCUUUUGAUGCCCUCGGCCGGAAGAUGCCUAGUGGUUUUCUACCAAAGGCCAUGCAGCACUUUGCGCAGGAGCUGAGCCUGGAGGGAGAUGUGACGACCUCAGAGAAGGUUGGAAUGUUUUGGUUCGACAUGGCAAAUGUUGCAUCAAGUCUUGGAUCUGCAGAGCGUGCAGCCUUCGACACACGGUUCAAGCAGCAGCUACUGAAGCCUGUUCAAGACAGCCUUCGUAGACUCUGCUCUGCCCAGAUGCCUCACCAAUCUUCGUUCGACAUGUGGCAGAUGCUCGUGGACAAGUGGAAUAUCCCCUAUCUUGGUGCCCACUAUACAGCGGAGGUCUUCCGGGUCCUGGGCGUGCCCCAGAGUGCCCCUGACUCCAGCAACGACACCACACCGGGAUCGCAGGACGAAGAUAGUGGCAAUGACGCAGAGGCUAGCCCCUCUGGUAUGAGACAUCUCCGCAACUUCCUGUUUGUGCUCCCCUGGCUCCAGCAUGAUCAGAGCAUUAGCGCUCGCACAUGUAACCGAUGGCGUUUGCCGCGAUGUGACACGAAUGGCAUGGCGUCGCAGCUGCCAAGGCCGUCCGGCGACUUCUCGAGUGCCGUUGCUUGGGCAAGCGCUGCGGGCGGGACUGCUGGGGCUGCUUUCAAGAAAGCGGCCGGUGCUGCUCGUGUGCAAGCUGGCCAGGUAAAGGCAGCUGUGGACAGCCAGGUGUGGCCGCCCUUCGGUGCGACUGGAGGUGCGGCUUCCAGUACAGCACGGUCGCCUUUCCAAUCCGAUGAGCCCAACUAUGGCCCUCUACCUCCUGUUCAGAUUCGCGUAAACGAAGCUUGCGACAUUGUGCAACAGCCCCUGUCGCUGCGCUACUGUCAUCCUCACUGUGCGGCCGUGGCAAUGUCGGGCAUACUGAAUUGGCUGUAUGACCUCUGGGAGGAUCCCCCCGAGCCAGACAGCCCUUUCAUCAAAGCUUUGAAAGAUGACUGGCAACUCGCCCGGCAAUGGCUGAGGUUGGCGGAGAACUCCGAGUCCCGCGAGGAAGAUGUCACCAAACAGCAGCUGGAAGCAAGGAUCGCGACGGCUGAGAAGGCAGCGUCCAAGGUGACCGAGCCCAACAAGCUGCUUGACCUCGCAGAAGCCUACGGUGUGCUUAACCCCAGAGACAAGCGGUGCCUGGAAACCUGCGAACUCGUCAUGAAGUUCUCGCUUCCUUUCCUCAGCAGGCAACGACAAGGAGAUGCACACCAGCUCCACGCACGAUCCCUCUUCCUGCACCAGGACUUUGAGGGCAGCCUUCGAGCUCUCCUCCGUGCACAAGAAUGCUACAAGGACCAGGGAAAUAAGCGACUCCGGAGGUCGAAUAAUCUCGGCCUACUCCGCGCGCAUGCGGCAUUGGGUCAGGGCACAGAGGCCUCCGAGCGCUUGAAGGUGGCCUUGACUAUGUGUUCGACGAAGGAGGAAGCCCUCAAUGUCUACCUUAGCGGCCGGGCUGCCUUGGAGGAUGGCGGCUUCGGAGACAAAUUCGAGAUGCUUUGGGAGGAUCACCUGGACGAUAACCCGGAGACCAAGGCGCACCUGGAUCAGCAGAUGGCUGCCAUGAAGCAGCUCACGAAGCAGGUUCCGCAGAACCAGGACUCCGGCUCAGAGGAGGAUUUCAAAAUGCCAGAGACGUUGAAGGACUUCGUCCAGCUGGCAAAGCGCCACAAAGCAAUCGCGUCCUUCGUGCUUAUCUUUGUUGUGCUCUACAUCAUAGCGGCCGUCUACAUAUCCAACUGGUUAUCGAAAGCCAUUAUGCAGCGCCUGGCAGAGCAGAAGCUCUGA
Symbiodinium necroappetens is the source of this 2136-nucleotide messenger RNA. Lineage: Eukaryota; Dinophyceae; Suessiales; Symbiodiniaceae. The record is from the annotation of a GenBank genome assembly.